This is a messenger RNA of Daphnia pulicaria, 1411 nucleotides long. RefSeq names its product centrobin-like. NCBI's taxonomy places the organism in Eukaryota, Metazoa, Arthropoda, Branchiopoda, Diplostraca, Daphniidae. The record is from RefSeq and is a predicted model, not a curated record. Bases 7 to 1101 code for a protein of 364 amino acids. The transcript has 8 exons.
UAAAAUAUGGAACGUCCAAGCGGAAAUCAAGGCGAGCUCUCCCUAAUCGAAAUCGUCGAGAGUUUUAAUAAACUUGACGGACGAAGAACGCCGGAACCAUCGUCUUCUGCAAGUGUAGCGAUCGCUUUGGACGAAGAAAAGAACCGCCGUCAGGAGUGUGAAAAAGUUAUCCAACAGUUGAACGCGGAAAUAUCUGAAUUAAAACAGGAGAAUGCAGUCGCGAAAGCAGGCAUCCAGCGUAAGGAUUCCCUGCUCAUGCAAGCCCAGCAACAGUGGAAAACUUUGAAAAUCGAUUGGGAGCAGAGACUUGAAUUGGUCAAAGAUGAGAAGGAUCGCCUCAAUACCACGGUAACUCGAUUGGAAGGACAAUUACAGAUUUCCAUUGCCGAGGCCCGGAAGAGUUGUGCGGAACUGCAAACAGUCACGCGACAGAAAGACGAGAUGCUUCAUAAUUUUCAAGAGGAAAACUCUCGGUUAAAAGAGAAAUACGAACAAAGCCAAUCUCAGCUACGCCAGAUAAUGGUGGAGUUUGACGACAACAAGAAGGAGCUCAAACGCAACGAGAUGAAAAUGGAUGAAUUGAAACGGGACAACCACAAGUUAAAGGGUCAGAUCGAAGAUUUGAAAAGGGAAAAGAACAAGUUGAUCGCCGAACUGGAAUUACUGCAGCAGCAAUUUGAAAGCAGCCAGGAGCAAAAUGAAGCUUAUUGCCGCGCUCGAAUUCAAGAGGCUACCCAGAGCGCCGAGGAGGAAGCGAAUCGACGUCUACAGAUUUGGCAGCAUGAGGUGGAUUCCAAAAUGAGCCAUUUAAUCACUACCCUGGAACAACAGUUGGGCAUCCUUAAGGCCAAGAGUAUAGCUGAAGCUGAAGCCAAGGAGGCCCGCCAUCAAGAAGAAGUUCAGAAAUUAAAACAAGAAAUUAAACAUCACAAGACAGAACACCAAGAUCUUACCAGGAAAAUGCGGGAACUCGCCGAGGCACAAUGGAACACGAUUAACAGGAUAACAUCUUCGGACCUUCUCUUGCGUUUUAGGAACACGUCAAACAGCUUCGUCGUUUGUUUCCAGCGAAAUCUCGGACGCCACUUUGCCAGUGAGUAAUGGCCAAGACGAGUUUCUUCAUUUCCACAGCAAGAGACACGGCCCUAAAGAUGCGAAUGAGCCGUCGUCGAGGCGGAAGAAAUAAUUUUAACCGUGUGGAAAUGAUGCGUACGUCUUCACCAUAGAGGUGGGAAUAAAAGUAAAUUUUCUGUAUAUUUUAUAUAAGUGCCAGACUUAAACAUGAGAAAGGACAUGUGAAAGGAGAGAGGGCUCAUUGCUAAACUUUUCUGUUGGGCACACAUGUAGUAGUACUCUGUUACAAAAAUGGGAUACGAAAUGGAUGAAAAUACAUAACACAUUUGAAAAGAGA